Molecule: messenger RNA, 209 nt
Organism: Phaethon lepturus (White-tailed tropicbird)
Lineage: Eukaryota; Metazoa; Chordata; Aves; Phaethontiformes; Phaethontidae
Gene: ERH
Product: enhancer of rudimentary homolog (Drosophila)
Exons: 2
Source: RefSeq, a predicted model, not a curated record
UCUCACACAAUUCUACUUGUCCAGCCUACCAAGAGGCCAGAAGGCAGAACAUAUGCUGAUUAUGAAUCGGUGAAUGAGUGCAUGGAAGGAGUCUGUAAAAUGUAUGAAGAGCAUCUGAAGAGAAUGAAUCCCAACAGUCCAUCCAUUACAUAUGAUAUCAGCCAAUUGUUUGACUUCAUUGAUGACUUGGCAGACCUCAGCUGUCUCGU